AUGGCGAAAAGCAACGUAGCUCCGCUCACAAUUGCCAAUCUGGCGAUGUUGGAAAGACAGCUCAACAAUAACAAGGUUGUAAAGAGGCGAGCCUCGCGUAAAACGAUGUCAAGACAAAGCGCGAUGACGUCAGAAGUUGAUAUGGAUGAUGAUGACGAUGAUGACGUCAGAUCAAGAAGAACAUCGACCAGACAAGGCCGAGAUAGUUGUAAGAUACUGUAGAUUUCUGUUAUUAAAACGGGUUUAUUUAUGGGACCGCAGCUACCUCGUAUCACUAAGUUAGACAUGCUACAGUAGUAGGUUGAGGGUCGGGCAUUACUUCCAGAUGAUCUGACAGCGAGCAAAAGGACUGGGACUGGCAACAAAAUAGAAAUCCAGUUUCAUACCUUCAAUCACUUGUCACGCCCUGAUUCUUUUGUGAAACUGUUUGAAACUUUGUGUCUGUGUCUUGCACAGUGAAAUGAAUAUCUGGGCAAAUUUGAGAUAGAAAUCUAACACCGUUAAUGAGAUAUUGAGUAAUUUUAAACCAGAAAUGGAUUUCUAUUUUACAAGUAGUGCCAGGCCUUUUCCGAGUUCCGAGAUCACCUGGUUAGCUUGGGUAACGUGCCUAGUGUGCUUGAAAACGGAUGUGUAAGUAGGAUUUGGUUCCUAUCCUGUACUUCCAUGUCCUCCAGUUCCUCCGUCACUGAAUCUAUCCCUUCAGUUGUGGAGUGCUUGUAUCAUGAGUAGCGGGUUAAACACACCCUUUCUAACCGACAUCAAUUAAAUUGCUCACCAUCAUUACUGUUUCAACCAGUAUGAAAAGAAAAAGUUUUCAAAUAUAACAAAAAUUUAUAGAAUGGUUUCAUGAGUUUGUUAUAACCACUCAUCCAUGCCAACAUCUUGUUUUUCAGCGAAGCCACGAGAGGACGAACCAAGACGCUCAAGUAACCGCGAUACAAAAGAACGACCCAAAGAAAGUGACAGUACUUCGAAACCAAGUGAAAACCAAAGCACUGGCUCGAAACUUGUUGACAAAGACAAAAUAACAUCGGAACCGAAAGGAAACACUGCUAAACCAAGUGAUACCAACAAACCCACUCAAAAGAACGAUCGUAGCUCGAAACCAACUGAUGAGAAUCAAUCGUCGUCAAAGCCCAGCGAUUCAAAACCUGUUGACAAAGACAAAACAGCGUCACAACCCAAAGAUACUCGCGAGUCCUCAAGACAAAAAGAAUCUGAUCCUACAAAAUCUCGACCAAAUGUUAAAGAAUCAAGUGGGAAGGAUCAGACUCCUUUCAAGUCAAAUGAGAAAGACAGUCGUAGCUCCAGACCCAGUGAUAAGAGUAGUUCUUCAAAACCACCAGAAAAGGAUAGUGGAACUUCAAGGCCUAAGGAAUCGGAUCAGUCGAAGUCACGAGCAAAUAUCAAAGAUUCAAGUGGGAAGGAUCAGACUCCUUCCAAGCCAAAUGAGAAAGACAGUCGUAGCUCCAGACCCAGUGAUAAGAGCAGUUCUUCAAAACCACCGGAAAAGGAUAGCGGAACUUCAAGGCCUAAGGAAUCGGAUCAGUCGAAGUCACGAGCAAAUGUCAAAGAUUCAAGUGGUAAAGAUCAGACUCCUUCCAAGUCAAAUGAGAAAGACAGUCGAAGCUCCAGACCCAGUGAUAACAGCAGUUCUUCAAAACCACCAGAAAAGGAAAGUGGAAAUUCACGAUCAAAAGAAAAGGAUCCUCAAAGUUCACAACCAACUGACAAGGGUAAUCCAUCUACAAAACCACCGGAAAAAGACAGUGGAACUUCAAAGGCUAAAGAGUCUGACCAAUCAAAGCCGCGGCCAAGUGAAAAGGAAUCGAGUAGAAAAGAACAAACCCCUUCCAGAUCAAAUGAAAAAGACAGUCGAAACUCCAGACCAAACGAUAAAAACAGUUCUUCUAGACCACCAGAAAAAGAUAGUGGAACAUCAAAACCUCAACCAAGUGAUAAAGAGUCGAGUGGCAAAGAUCUGACUCCGGCCAAAUCAAAUGAGAAAGAUCGUAGUUCGAAGCCCAGCGAUAAAAGCGGUUCUUCUUCAAAACCAGCAGAAAAAGAUGCCCAAACCACAAAGCCCAAAGAAUCCGAUCGCUCUAAACCUCAACCAAAUGAUAAAGAGUCAAAUGGAAAAGAACAGACUCCUGCCAGAUCAAAUGAAAAGGAUCGUAGCUCGAGGCCUAGUGAUAAGAGCAGUUCUUCAAAGCCAGGUGAAAAGGAUCCGCGAGGCUCACAACCAAACGACAAGAGCAGUCCGUCCUCCAAACCACCAGAAAAAGAUACUGAAUCUUCAAAACCUAAAGAUUCUGAUCGUUCAAAGGAAAACGAUCGUAAAUCCAGCGAUAAACGCAGUUCUUCUCCUAAGCAGCCAGAACAUGAAACUUCAAAGCCAAGAGAGACUAAUCAAUCGAAAUCUAGACCAAAUGACAAAGAUCCUAAUGGAAAAGAUCAAACUCCAUCCAAGUCAAAUGAAAAAGAUUCCAAACCAAGUGAAAAGAGUAGUUCUACUUCACCAGAAAAGAUCGGUGGAACUACAAAACCAAAGGAAUCAGAUCAAUCGAAAUCGACACCAAGUGACAAAGAAUCAAGUGGAAAAGACCAGACUAGUUCUAGAUCAAAUGAGAAAGAUCGUCGAUCUAGUGAUAAGAGUAGCUCUUCAAAAUCGCCAGAAAAAGGUAGUUCAGAAACUAGAGAUUCAGAUCGUUCAAAUGAGAAAGAUGGUACGUCGAGACCUGAACAAUCUAAGUCUCGACCAAAGGAGUCGAAUGGAAAAGACCGGACUUCACCAAGAUCAAAUGAGAAGGAAAAGGGCAGUUCUGCUACAACACCAGAAAAAGAAAGUGGAACAUCAAAACCUAAAGAGUCCGAUCAAUCAAAAUCGCGACCAAAUGAGAAAGAAACAAAUGGAAAAGGAGGUCAGAGUCCCUCCAAGUCAAGUGAGGAAGAAGGUCGUACCUCGAAACCAAAGGAUCAACCGCCUUCCAAGUCUUUAGAGAACGAUUCAAAGCCUGCCGAAUCAAAGGAGUCGAAAGAAAGUGCUAAUGAGGACAAAUCUUUACCUAAAUCUAGUGAAAAACCGCAAUCUAGCGACGAUACUACGCCGACGUCAACUGAUAAGGAUCGGUCCGGAGAUAAACCAAGUGAAAAUCACGAGAAAGAUAAAGAAAACGAUCAACGUCCUUCGAAUUCUUCAAAGAAAGACGAAUCUGCACCGCGAGAAAAAGACACAUCAAAAGAAAACCCUGAGCUAGAUGAUCAAGGAAAAUCAAAUGAUGGCAAAAUCUCAAAACUAACCGAAGCAGGAGAAAAAUCAUCUUCACCAACGGACACGAGUAGCGACAAACCGAAAGAAAAUGAUAACAUUUCGCCUCCAUCAACAGAAAAAGAUAAACCCAUAUCUUCUGCAAAUGACAAGUCAAAAGAUAAAUCCAAUGAUGGUGCGUCUAGAGAAGAAACGAAAGAGGAAGAUAAAUUAAAAAGCAGCCCUUCCUCAGAUAAGGAACAGUCUAAGCAUAACCAAAGCCAGGAUGAAAACCUUCCGGCCCAAUCGAGUGACAAUGAGAGCUCUCCGACGAAACCAAAAGAAGAGGAAGUGCCAAAGGGGAAAGAAUCGCCUGAAGGUCAUCGCGAUGAUAAAUCUAAGCAACAAGAGAAUGCUGUACCAAAACCGAGUGAAAAGGAACCAUCACAUGCAAAAGAUACUCAAGAAAACGAGACGAAUGGUGGAAAGGCAACGUCAGUUGAUAAAAUCGGUUUUAUACCAGUGGAAAGUACUCCACUCAUACCGCCUAACGAGAACAAUAAUGAUACGUCGAAAUCUAAGGACUAUUUAUCACAAACAAAAAAUAACGAUGAUGAUAAAAGUACUCAUAAACCUGGAGAAAACAAUGAAGAAGCAUCCUCACCAAAGAAAGAUCAAACCUCGGCGAAGGAAACUGCUGGAAAUACGGCUAAACCGAAGCAAAAAGACGAAGGUAAAGCUCAGUCCAAUGAUAACAACGUAGAAACACCAAAAGAUGAAAGCAAGUCUACACCCACGUCAGAUAACAAAAAUGGCGAUGCCACCAAACCGAUUGAAGACAGUCAUUCCGGUCCGAAAUCUGAAGCGCAGCAAGCAACGACUAAUAAUGAUGAUAAAAGCGUACCAUAUGAAAAGAGCGACGCACCUCUUGAGCAAAGUGUAAAGGAAUCAUCCUCCCCGAAACAGAAUGAGGAAAGUCGAAGUGAUCCUAAGUCUACUGAUCCGAUUGUAGCUGAAAAGAAAGCAACUGAAGCAAGUCAACCAAACGAAACUGACGCAAAAUCAGAUGAAAAGAAAGAAGCGGAGACGAAACCAAGUAGUACAGCACAACCAACAAAUACUUCUAUCCAGGAGAUACAAUCUUCACCAAAACCGAAGGAUACUCAACAAGACAAACCUCAACCAAAUGGUACAGAGCAAUCCCCUUCUAAAUCGGAUGAUACGGAACCACCCAAGCCAAUUGAUAAGGAAGAAGCAAAAUUAUCCGCGAACGUGAAUGAUAGACCAGAUGAAAAACAAAACACCACAACCUCAGAUCAAUCGUCACCGAAACCCAGUAAUGAGAAUGGAUCCAAUGCUACACCAAGCGAUAAACCAAGUGCACAUGAUAACACACCAACAAAUACUAUAGUCGCAGCAACCGCGGCAGGUGCGGUCAUGGCUAAUGUAGAUCCGAACGAUUCAAAACCACAGGCUAACAAAGAAGGACAGCAGAACAAACAUGAUGACAAGGACAGUCCUAAACCUACUGAGGAGGGGAAAAAUAAACCAGUACCGAAUAAGAACGACGGGAAUGCGAAUAACACUGCGAACGAACGAGCUAAGGCUGGCGAAAAAGAAAAUCCAGCUUCCACGACAAGCGAUAGCCCUAAACCGAAUCAACCAAAUACAAAGGACAAUCCUACUCCAUCAGCAAGUACGAAUUCAAAGCCUUCUACACAAACUGAGCAGAAUAAUCAAAUGCAUAAUCCAUCAACUGUAAAACCAGAAAACGACACUAUUGUUUCAAAACCAAACGAAGCCAAUAAAUCAAAUUCUAAGCCAAACGAUGAGAAGGGUAAAGCCCAGGAAAAGUCGUCCACUACUCCUAGACAAGAUGUCAACCCUUCCAAACUACCCAAUAUACAGAAUGCUAAACCAAAUGCUAGUCCUACGUCUAAACCUAACGAAAACGACCCUUCCAAAACCAAGAAGCAUGAAGAAGACAAAUCUAAGUAUGACACAAACGACAACAAAACGACAAGAUCACCGUCCAAUAAAGCAUCAACAAACAGUCCAAGAAGCGAUCCUAAGAGCGGUAAUAAAUAUUCCCCUCGCGUGGAAACUGACCCUAAGGAUAAAAUAUCUCCCGCAAAUGAUCAAAGGUCUUCCAAUCCUGUCGGAAAAGAAACGGAUGCUAAAAAGGACCAACCUCGCGGUGAAGACACAAACCAAAGAAAAGCAGAUAGCAAAGAACGAAGUGAUCCUAAAGAAAGUCAGAAACCUAGCAAUGCAAGUAGGAAUGACAGUCGAGAGCAGAAAACACCAAGGGAACGGGAAAAGAAUUCUAGAGAUCAACCAGACCCUUCAAAACGUGAUGUGAGAAAUAGCCCUCAAGACGGGAAGAUGCAAUCUAAAUCAAGGAAGGGCGAAGGCGGCAAAGAAAACCCAAACUUGUUAAGUGUUGAUGAUGCAAAGCCUGGUAGACGAUCUCGAGGAAGGCCACAAGGCAAAGACAACCCAAACUCCAAAGAUAAUGAUGACAACAGGUAACCACAUAAAGUUUGUCAGUUCAAUAUCAGAUAAUGUCAGACAUUCAGGAUAGUUCCGCUCGCUGUUCUGGAAUUAAAUAAUUGAUUGCAGUCCCACUUAGCUUUGGCUAUAGAGCCUCGUUUUUGUUUUUGAGACAUUGACUUAUGUGGAUCCUUUAUCUUGGUAUUGACGACGCAUUUACAAAAAUAGUUUUAAUCAUACAGAUAUAAUAGGUCAUGUAAAAAGAGUUUUAUAAAAUUACGUUGCCAAUAACAUAGUAGUAAAAGGUUCUUUACAACCGAGGUCUUAAUCACGAAAUCGCUGCUGUAUAACCAAGGCAAAAUAUUUUCCGGAAGGGUGUAUUUACAUGUUUGAUAUUUUCUCCUCUAUAUUUAUCACGUGUUUGUUUCCAUAUUUAUUUCUUUUAGGUCAAAGUCUCGCACUCCGAUAAAAAUUCCUCAAGCGACCGACGACGAAAGUGCAAGGCAAGGGAAACGUAGCCGAGCCAGCAGAAAGAAUAGUGUGAGCGGCCGAAGUGCCACCGAAGGUGACUCGACGAGUGGUUGGGAUGAUGACGAUGAUGAUACCAUAUUUGGUAGUGUCGAUGAUGGCGACACUACGACUGAAACUGACUGGAGCGCGGCCAAAGAGCCUGGGGCAUCAAGAAGUACAAGUCGUAAUACUCAUUAUUCAAGUAGUGUGAACAGUCGUGUUAGUAGCAUCCUCACCCCCCGGACCAGUGUAAGCACACGCCAGUCGAAGAAUAACAGUUCAAAAGCUCCAAGUAGAGUGCUUCCGAGAGCUCCAUCGGGAUGAGUCGGAGAAACUCGUACUCCGAUCCGAGCGGCCGUGAAACACGGAAUCGCUCGACGACGUCUCGAGAUGGUUCGGUAGUUUCUAAUCGAAAUAAUUCGCGCUGGAGUAAACAUAGCGAGGGAGGGUAUAGUAUAUCAUCACGGCGUGGACAGAGCAGGAAGGCGUGGGCUGAGGACGAGCCCCCAGGGAGUCGCAAGACCAGUCGGGGGAAAGUGUCUCGUCAAAAUAGCGAGAAUAAACCUGGUACUCGAAGCCAAUUGCAAAGUCGAGAUUCAAGUCGGAGUCUUGCAAGCAAUCGGAAAUCCCGGCCAAGAUCCGAAGCACUGUCAAAGAAUGACCCAAGAAAACGACGAGAACCUCUUUCCAGGAAAAACUCUCAACUGGAGGAACCCAGCAAGAGAAAACGAAUUCCGAAGAAGAAAGAGCGACCUGUGCCAAAACGUUCUGGUACUCGGGGUAGUAGCAUCUCACGAGCGAGUACGAGAUCUAGAGGUGGUCGUAAGCAAGCGUGGGGUGCACAAGGUAGAGGUCUAGGCCCCCGGACGAACACUAGACCUGCGUUACGAAGAAACGACAGCUUUGCAAGUGUGAGUAGUGUCGCAAGUGUUUACUCUCGGCAACAGAAGAAAAUGAUGGAAAAUAUCUACAAGAUGGCUUUUGAUGCUGGGAUAGCCCGUGGGAUGUCCAUGUCUGGGAGCGAGCGGUCAAGGUCAAAUUCAAGAUCGAAGUCAAAGUCAAGGCGUGGUAGUGUGACGUCAUAUACGUCGGAGGACGAUGAUGAAGACUACCCAAGUGCCCCAGGAUCUCGGAGAUCGUCAAGAAGAAACAGCGGGACUGAUAGUGCUCAUCUUAGUUCAGUUCGUGAUUCUGAAAGUAAGUUCAGCGUGGAUUCGUGUGAAUUGCUAGUUAUAUUCAUUAAUUGGCUGGACCUCGUACUGUUUGUCUCGUCUAUAGAGUAUAUAUGCAACUUUUUUUAUUUUUAGUUGAGGACACAACUCCUCGUGGCGGUGUGAGACUGCCAAGAAUUGCGGACAAAAAAGAACAAAAGUAUCGGCCGUACGGUAAAUACAAAGAACCACCAGGUAGGUCUUCGCCUUGCUCCCUCUUGUGUGUUGAAUAAUGAAUUAGUUGAAUGCUGAAUGAGUGAAGUUGUUGAAUGAAUGAGCCAAUACACUAUAUCCUAGACAUCCUUGUCUCUCAUGUUACGGUUUAUUUUUCUCUUUUCACAAAAUCUCAUCCUCUCCCAACUUGUUCCUCGGCCUAAUCUAUCCAGCUUCUGCUGUGCUGCCUACUUAAUUUGAAAAUGCUCGUUCUUUAGUGCGAUUGGCUGAGUCUAACCUGAGCUUUAACCAAUCAGAGUUUCCCAAUCUUCCACCUGCUUUUCAAAUACAUUUCGAAGCUCCCAGUCCUUGGAAACCGCACCAAAGCAUUUCACAUCAUUCUAGAUUCAGUAUUAAUAAUUAAAACGUAAACAACCUGCAUUAUGCGUUUUUUUUUGUUAUUCUUUUAGCAUAGCAACUACCGUAUAUGUUUAUACGGACAUGUAUAACUAUAACCUAGCAAGCAUUUUAAUUUGUUCACUGUCAUUCAUUCAUUAUCGCCUCGUCAUUAUUGUACAGUAACUUUUGUGAACAUUAAUCAAAAUGGCGUCGUUUUAUACUGGAACAACAUUAAAACCUGGGACUGCUAAAAGCGGUAAAAUGUUUACUAGGCAUGACUUGCGUUUUGUGUAUUUUGAUUUAUAGUGUGUAGCUAUAUGUAAUUUAACUUUAAACUUUGAUCGACUGUAUGUUGGAAUGUCGAAAUAUGAUGCGCGUUAUCGCAUUCUGCAAAAUAUUUUUCACUGUUGUUCGGAAAAAACAAUGUUAUAUCUUUUAAAUUUAAUUCAAAUUAUUAAAUUUAAUUAAUAAAUUUAAUUCUAGUAUAUUAACAAUAAAGCAUGAUGAAGUAGAUAAAUAACCCAAGUUACGAUAUAGUUUUUAUACCUAACAAGAAACGGUUGCGAGAAAUACAACACUACUUCCUCUGGCAGGAAUGGAACCUACGGCCCUACAAUUCUGCUGCAAUGCUUUGCGUUACCGAAAUUGCACGUUCGAUUCCUACCAGAGAACCUAGUGUUGCAUUUUGAGAAAACUCAUCCAGCAAACUCGCUUGCCUCCUCUCAUCUUUAUUUGAGCAGAACUUAAAAGUUGCGUAUUCCUUCCUCUAGCUCGCAGAACACGUCUUCCGAAGGCGAAACAGGCAAGAAGAGAGCCUGCAGAUGGGAAAGCUGUCUCGCCAGAACUUGCUUCCGAUGCUGAAGAGGUAGAAAAAAGGAAACCAGCUCAAAGACGUAAGUUGUUAUGAGUUUGGAAUACAACGUUAUGAAGGAGUGAUUAUCAACAAUAGAAUUUACUCCGAGACAAAGGCGACUAUAAAUUGUAUUCUCUUGAGGAUUCCCGUACGCCGCAGUUGUUCAACCUGCUCCAUUAUUUGCAUCAUUUUCACGGCCAACAGUUAAAACGUUCAAAGUCGUGUGGGUGUUUUAUGUGAAUUCACUAAGGAAGAUAAGAGGAUUCAAUAAAGUGAUCAUACAUAAUAGGCCCUUCCAAGGUUAAGGACGCCGCAAAUUUACCUAUACUCGCUAUAAGGAAUUCCAUUGUGUUUGCACCCCUUCCACUAUUGUGUUUCCUUGGAAGUAUCUAUUAUAUUAUCCCUCACGAACAUAGAUAGUAAUGCGACCCUGACUAUAGCUUUAUCUCGGCUAAGUUUGGCAAGACAGGACAGUGUUUUACUGCGCCUUGGUUCGGCAUAGCUGGAUGUUUGCUCACGCUAAUCAUUUUAUUCUUCUUGAACAUGAAACAUGAUAGUCUAUUCUGACAAACUGAUAUUUCAAUUUUGCAUAAAUUUGGCGGCUAUUUUAACAGAUGAGGUUCUAAUGAUUUAGCUGACAGCUUUUAACAGGGUCAAAAGUUCAAAGUAAGAUUAUACUGUCACUCACUCCAGAAACCAAUAAUAAUUAUAUUGAAAUAUAAUGUGUCAUGAGAAAUUGCGAGUAAAACCAUGCAUAGAAUUUUUUAUUGUGGAAAAUUGCAUCAUAAACGUGUAUUCCACAGGCUUUAUGAGUUGCUAACAAAUAAAUAAUUUAGAAAUUGUUAUAAUUGAUAAAUUUAAUAAAGUUCUACUUAGCCUUGGAAUCAAUACUUCUAGGCAGAUUUAGUUGUGGACGAAUUACAAAAGGCCAUCAUGAUUGGUUGAAAGAAACAUGAAUAUGUAAAGUACAUAAGUCUGGUUACCUUAGUAACACCGACGCGGUUGCCAAGUGGUUAACCAAUCAGGAAAGAUGAUUAAAAUAACUUAUAAUAAUAAUGGCAACUAAUGUCAAACGAAGUCCAUGCUUGUGUGCUCUCAAACAAACACAAAACUAAAAUUAUUCAACUUUAUUCUGACAAGGAAUGUUAUCUUUGGCAAAUGACCACAGAUACUGGUCUGCCUUUCAAUGUAAGAAAACGCUGGGGAGUGAUAUAUUAUUUUCAAUACAUACAGCCCUAGUGUGUUGCCAGUGGGAUAUUUGGUUGUUAUGGUUAAAUGAAGUAAUUAGCGAUGUUAUUCAUUGUUAUUUUGGCGUUUUAUUGCAGCCGUUCGCGUUCACAAGGUCAAUCAUCCUUUGCCCAACUUGGAUAAUGCGACUCGUGAGAAGGGAUUGUAAGUAUAUAUGUUGAAUAUUUGUUUCGUCUAAGAAGAUUGAAAUAUUUUGAGAAUUCUAGGAAUUUGGUGAAAGAUAGUAUUGCUUGUUGUGCUCAAGGGGCAGAUAUUAUAGUGACCUAUACUCCUGUUUCUUUUAUUCAAGUACAACAUCGGGGUACCACUAAAAUCCUCGAAUCAUAUCGCAUUUUGUGUAGGGGCAGUAGUAAUGAAAUGAGUAUAUGCAUACAUUUCUGAGUAGACACUAGACUAGUAGACUCAAGAGACUGUAUCCAUUUCUGAGUAGACACACAAUCGAGCGUCUCGAUAACUGUGAAGAAAUAUACUUUCGAGUUUAUAAACAAGCUGUUGGAAAGUUCGCUUUGAAUUUUAGUUGGGCUAACCGGCUUUGGGACAACCGCUGCAGCUGCUGCAGUUAUGUUUCGAGCACUGCACCGCAGUUUUUUGAACAUCGCAGGUUUUUGAACGAUAUCUGCCGCACGUCCUUCUGGGAUUGUGGUUGUACGACUUGGUUACGACUGGUCAGAUAGCGCUAUCCACCGGACAUUGAUUUUUUUUUCAAUCUUUGUAAAAAAAACUGUAAAACAUGCGUGGACUCAUAUAUGCAUAAAUGAAUAAAUGCAUAAAAACUUUCAUUUUCCAAAACCGUAAUCGGGAUUAUACCAAUUAAUCAAUCAUUGGUCAAUUGAGAAAGUUUGAUUUAAAAAUUCCCCAUCUGGUUAAUUGCGCUAUCCGGCUUUCGUCUACAACCAGCCCUUGAGUUAAAUACGAAGGAAUCAAAACUUUCUUACCGCUUUAUGAAGCCAAAACAAUUCUUAUCAAAUAGAGCUGAAUUUAUUUUUUCCGUAUAAUUUAGACCACGCAUCAAUAGACUAGCGCAGCCAAAACAAUCAAGAAGUGUUGAAAUGACUACUUUUAGGUAAGCAUCAAAUUAUUGAUUUAAAUAUUAUGUAUGGAUAAAAAACGUAUUUUUAAAAAACGUUGCCUAAUCCUUUCAUGCCUGACAGUUUUCUCGAUAUGUAAAUGAACAGUCAAACUAACAGAUAUUCAUGUCAGUUUUUAUGAACCCUUUAGAUUGCAUUUUUAAUCGCGGUCGCACUCUUUUCCCAACCGUAUUUUUGCCUGCGCCAGAUGUUUUCAUACGCGUUCGCCGGCUGUGUCUGUUUGUGUGUGUGUGCUUGUCUGUCAGCAGGAUAGCUUAAAAUAUCAAAAGUAUUACAAAAAUUUGUGGGACUAAUGAACCUCUCUCCUCCGCAGUAAAUAGGUCAUGUUAAUAAAGCUCUUUAAAGCAAAGCAAAAAGCAAAGGACAUUGGAAUAGGCUUACAUGAAUCUUACAUGAAGUUUCGAUUGGGGAGAGGCGCGCUUACAUGAAGUUUCCUGGGGGGAGGGAGACGCGCGGGCAGCCGUCUUCCCGUCGCCCCCCGCGCGCGUUCCUCUCCCCAAUAUAAACUUCAUGUAAGAUUCAUGUAAGCUUAUUCCAAUCGCCUCUGCUGCGGAGACAGCUAAUGGACAUUGCCCAAUGACAAAUUGAUGGAAUUUUGGUUAAGGUUGGAUGAAAAUCUAGUGGGUGAGAAAUUAGUAAAGUUUCUCUUGCUUUAUUAGGCAGAGUUAGCUGAAUGAGCAAUGCUUAAUUAAUUUAUGCAUGAUAUAUAAGGUUAUUUGAAUAAUAAAUAAUAUAUAAAAUAAAAAAAUUCUGACCUUCCAACCCUAAUUUUUUGAAGCAGACAUUUUUUCUCAGACCAAUUAUAUAAAUCACGUUUCUUUGUGGUGCGUGACAACUACUCCCAGAAUACUUUGUAUUUGCUAUCCUUUUUGCGGCAUAUUCCGGCAGUCGCGCGUCACAGUGCAUAAGGGAAAAAUGUCGCAGGCUAAAUUCGUUAAUUAAGGACGAAUCUGGGGUGACUAACUUGGUCAAAUACAACACCUGUAUGUUGUACAACAAGCAAUUUGGACCUAGUUAGACAAUCGCCAGUUUUAGCAUCCUCUUUUGCGACGCACAACCAUUUCCAUGUUUUGUAGCUUUCCAGGACAUGAGUAUGAAUUUUAAUCCGUGAUGCUCUCAUGGCAACCAAACACCUUACAUGGCCUUUUUUCUACAGCUUCCCGGCGUAGACUGGGCCCGGCUGUCUAGUGAGGUCGCGUGGUUGGUCAGUAUAUGGAGAGUGUUGUAUUCAUGUCCAAUAUAACCAUUGGCAUGCCGAUUAUCCAAUGCUAUACUGGACAUAUCUCAGUGUGGUAGAUUUUCGCAUAAAGAAUGGUGUAGAGUUGCCAGCAAAAUGUUGAAAUUAUCAAAGAUUGGAAUAAAUUGUGUCUUCUUGUACUUCUGCUACAGAACAACAAAUGAUUAAGUCCGCUGCUGGACGGCUGCGAUUCACCACUGAUAGAUUUACGAACGGUAUUCAAGUUCCACAUAAAUUCACAUAUAACCUCCUACCAUAUAAUUACAUGUAUCCUCCUACCAAAGCUUACCUCGUGUGGUAAAACCACGACGUUUUGCGUCGUUCGGAUCCUAUAAAGUACGAAAUCACUGACAAUGUAUAUCCAUGUAAACAUAUCGCGGGCUCGAAAACUUCAACUGUUAGGAUUCGUUUCAGAGUCAGUGUGUAUUAUCAUAUUGGAUAAAUAUCGUAAAUUAAUGGUGAAUGACUUUAAUGAAUAUAAAUGAUAAAGAAAUUAUUUUAAAUUUCAAAUUAUUAAUUUCUAAGUACAGUAUAUAUACGUAUUAGAAAUAAUUUAGGUGUACAUCCUUGCAUGGGACUUCGUUGUUGCACCUGCCUUAGGGAAAAUUAUUUUAAAUAAAAAAGUUAGCAAGAUAUAUACUUGCGAUAUUAAUUAAAAGUUCUAUAAGUUUUGUAAAGUUUUAUUUAAAUGAAAGUUUUGUUGUUAAAUGUAUAAUGUGAGAUCCAGCAGCUGCAAAAAAUGCAAAUCUAGGCCCUCCAGCAGGGCUCGAACUUGCGUGCGCCUCUGCGAUUCCGGUGCGGAAUUCUAUUUUAACUGACGGUGCUUCUCGCAACAUCUUCAGAGUAAUAUGAAACUAGUAUUUUCACCUAUAGAGUGCCAGUGCUCUCCCUUUGACGAGUAAAAUCACCUAGCAUUAGACAGAGUUAAAUGAUAAAGUAGGGAACAUUGGGGCUUAAUGUAACUUAAUGGAACAAGUGUAUAUCCACACAUUCCCCAAUAAUAUUGUCCAAUACAGCUGUAGUAGAAGCAACAGGCAAGGUAUAAUCAAUAAAAUAAUCAAUCAAUCAAGCAAUUUUUUAAACAUUUAUUAAAUAAGCACUUAAACAUUCAUUUCAGUCGCUGUUUAAUACUUAUAUAUUUAGCGUAGUUAACUUUCUCAACUUAAUCUAUUCAUUACAAGUCUGUAUUGUUCCAAGUGUCCUCUUUGAAGAAGCAUAACUUUCUUGAAUUCUCUUGAUAUUUCACACACGAGAAUUCCAGCGCAGCUCCAUUGUUCUGUAAGUGUAAAGAUAAAACUCUUAUUCCAAAUGUAAGGUCCAAUGUUGCAAGAAUUCUACAAUAAGCUGCGAUGGUUCUAGUUGAAACGACUAGUCAUUGAAAAGGUAAUUUAAUCUUCGCUCCCUGGGUGGCCGUAUUAUAAAGAUUGUGUUCUCAAAGAAAAUAUUUGAGUAUUUUAUUAGGGCAUAGGAAACUGUAAGAAGAGGUUCAUCACUCCAUCUGUAUAAAAUCCUCAAGUCAAAUCCAAGCCCAAGUCCUUUAAUAUCCGAAUCCAAGUUAUGUUCGAGUCAUUAUCAGUCAUACCCACAAGUCCAGACUCGCGUACUAAAUCCAACACUGGCUCAAACCUCGUCUACUAUUUUCUUUCAACAACACACCAAAUUUUAUACGAGGCUGUGUUUGGUAAAUGUUUAAUAAUAAUAAUAAUAAUUUUAUUUCUGUGUUGGUGUAGUGUACUCAGGUGAAUAUGAUAUUUGUGGUGUUACUCUGAGUGUAUGGGCUAGUAUUCCAAAGGUCGUAGGUUCGAAUCCCACCGUGGCCGGGCAUAUUUUUCAAGCUCGCCCGGUGUGGAUAUACACUCAGAGUAACACCACAAAUAUCAAAUGUUGAAUAAGUUGCCAUGGUUUGUUUCUGAACCGCCUGAAAAGAUUCAAAAUUUCAGUGUUACAAGCGAAGGCUUUUUGUCGGGAUGAAAGUAAUAUCGAUGUUGUAGAAAACUACCUGCACUGGACACCCACGUUUGAAAUGUUAAAUAAACUGGUUCGAACAAAUAGAACUAUUCUGUCCUACUUAGAAAAUUUUGCUUUCGCAACGGCUGCUAUGCAACUAUAAUAUUUACAUCCCACAUCAAGAUAUUCGAACAAUUCAAGUAUCUUUCCUCGCAUUCCGAAGGAUCACGCCUCUAACAUAUACAAAGCGCCUUUCUCGAGAGCAUCGGCCAAUAAGGUAGAGAUGCUUUUGUGGGAUACAAAGUGUUUGCAUGUGACGUUAUCGCCGCCAUAUUGGUGUUCCAGAACAAAAUAAUUUUGAUUAGAUACUUUUGUCAGAUACACUCACUGGGUACACCAAUAUGGUCGCCAUCUUCCUUGUUGUCUUGUUCUUCAGGGACUGAGUGAAAACCCUCUAUAGCUACCGUCAUCACUAUUCGAAACAUCGUAAUAUGCCACACUUAUCUAUCUUCCAGUAAAUAUGAACUAUCUAAGUUUCUGUCAUCACAGUAGGAAUUUUGCAUACUUAAAUUCUAAGUUUUGAAGGAUUUGUAAGAAAUGUUUAAGGGAACUGAUUUAGUGUUCAACACCGAGCAGUUCCCUCAAACAUUUCUUAAAAAGCCUUUAAAACUUAGGAUUUACCCAUGCAAAAUUCCUACUGUGAUCACACAAAUUUUGAUAGUGUAAACCUUCCCUAAGAUCACCCCCUGAUGGGGACAACUAGACUGGAGUGUUGAGACGUUACAGUAGGUAGUUAAUGUAAUUUGUUCGAAGAUUACACAUUCAUUUACUUAAACCGGAGUACAGCAAAACAUGUCUAAUAUUAUACCUGCAUGGUUGCUAUGAACUUUAUAUUUAAAUAUUUCAUAAAUAUGGUGAUAUUUAUAUGUUUAAUAAAUAUUUCAAGUGCCCAUCGAGUCGGAAAGCUGGCAAGUGGCAACGCAUGUUUUCCAAUGACUGUAUUCAUGCCUAACUUGCCAAUAUGUUUGGACGAAAUCAAUUAGUUGCUGAAGAUAAACAUAAUUGCUGAUAGAUAAAUACUAAUUUGUGGUUUUUAUGUAAACCACAGAUGUAAAUAGUGGCUAGUAUGACCUUGCCUUUGUAGCGUGUGUGUUUUUAGGUAUGAUGUACCAAAAUACUCAAACUAAAUAUCAACUGCCCACCCAUUUACGAUGGGAAAAUAAAUGAUAAAAUUUGGUACGAAAUUUUAUUUCAUUCGCACUCGUCAGCGAAACUCUGUUGGAUAUUUUGGAUGACUCAAUGCGUUAAUAGCUUUAAUGGCCAGUAUAGGACUUACCUUGAAUGUGACUGAUAGGUCUUUCAAAGUGAAUGAAAAUCAUCGUGUCAUCAUUAGAUUUCCUCAAUAAAUUCCCUGUAUAGACAUCAGGGUUGUUAUUGAUUCCGUUGAUGCACAUCUAUUUCUGUGAAAGAAAAGAGAAUUCCCCUGAUUAUAUUCCCUUAUCUUCCUGUCCUAAAGAGGAUCAUAUUAUCUAAGCCGUUUCGUAUUCUUCUGUCCUCCUAAAGUUCGACAAUUACCUUCGUCAACAGCAUCAUCACUAUCAUCUUCUCCAUCUUGUCAGGACCUUUCUGGCUAUUACUUUCCUGAACUAAUCAUAUCUCCAAUUUCCAGUAUCUUUCUCAAUUUGAUUGAUGUACGUCUUUCCAAGUCGUCUUCUCUUACCGUGUGCUGGUUCCCAAAGAAUCAUUUGCCAUUGAUGUUGUACAUCUUAUUCUUCCACCAUCGAAAAGAAUAUUUCCACUAAAUUUUUCUGGGGGAAAUUAUUAAUCUUACCGAGUUCCAUCCCCAACGGAAGAAGAUAGCAUUUUCCAUCUUUCGUCUUGAUAAAGUUCUUACACCAUUUACCUUCAAACAGUAUAGUUGACAUCGUGUCUGUUCUUCUCUAUGUUUCAUCGUGAAAAACAGGACUUGCACGGACUCUGCUUUUGUUGGUAAGUUCUUAGCAUUUGAAAAGAAAAUACUUGGCUCCUCUCGCUUAUUUACUGUUUCUUUAUUUCGCUGCAGAAGUUCAUCUGUCAACAAAGUUAAUUCCCGUGGACAGCUCACACCAGAGAAAUCUUGUCUUUUAGCACGAAAAACAUCACUCUUUUCCAUUCAUUCGUCUUCAUGAAAACUGUCGAGUUUCUGUUAACACAAACGCAUACACUAGCUAUAACGUUGCACCUGUUUCAUAGCUUAGAUAAUUAUGCAUAACGAUAUUAACAUUGCGGUUAAGUACCAAAACAACUUGUGAAAAUAUGGUUUUGUUCCGCAUGACCGGCACGUUGUUUUGUUCUGAGUUAUAAGAAUAUGAUAGGAUGAACGUCGGUUGUUUAGUUUGUUUGGGCGUGUGGGUGGAUGGAAUAUGAUAGCAACGGUUUUAACGGAGAUCCCACGUUCAGCCUAGCAAAAGCGCCAAGGCAGAGAGAGGCUAUAUUUAAUACAACAGAAGUAAAAUAAUCGCACUGUUUAGAAACCAAUAUUGGUUUCGAAAAACAACAAAAACUAGAAGACACUUGGUGCAUAAAACUCCACCAGGAAUUCAGUUAUGUAUCAUGCAUAAAUUAUAUAAUGGUUAAUUACGUAUUCAGUUUACUCUGCCCGAUCUUCUCUUCGUUAUUUCUCAUCCAAAUUUAACCAAAAUUUAAUCAAUUUGUCCUUGGGCAAUGUCCUUUGGUCCGACAAAUUCUCGUAUGAAUACGUUUGAUCAAGGAAACAACAUACGCUGUCGUGAUCUGAUUAUCUGAACAACCUGAAGUACACUGGAAAUACCUUGACGUUUGAAACGUCAAAAUUCCUUCGAAGUGCAGUUCUUCAGGAAGUUAGUUGCAGAUACUAAACCUAAAGAAAGGUCUUUGCUCGAAGCAACGUCGAAAUGUUUUCAAUCCUUUUCAUGUAAUUCAAGUUCACCAACUCCUUAUCUACGGCAGAUUAUUCUAGAAUGGUGAAAUGGAUAACAUUGCUCUUGCAACAAAAUUUGUGGGGAAACAUUUUUGCUUUCCAAAACGAGUUCCCGCAACAAAUUUCUACAACCUUUUCCUAGUUUGCUCAGGUAUUUACACUUUCUGCAUACCUUACUUAUUAACAGUGUUAUUAUCUAUCUUGCUAGGCCUGUGAGAUGGGGUGAUCAAGAUAGUUUAUGGCCAGUCAAUCCGUCAGCUUUGACGGCAGAACCAUCCACAAGGACAACAGAACUAGCAGAACCAAAGAAAGAUCAUCAGGCACCAGAAAAUGCACCAAGGUAGAAUGAAUGCUUUUGACCCUUGAUAAUGUUGUUUUUGCUAUUGUAUUUCCAUACCCAUCCACUACCCACUACCAAAGGUAUAACGGUAGUCGAAGUCAAAGUGACACAAGUUACAAAACCAUCAGACCAAACUAUCAGGGACAGUUGUAUCGGGUAGUUGACAAGUAGUUAAGAUUAAGAGUCCCCUGACAAACUAGGUUUUUUCAAACCAUUACCUUUAGACCAAUGUACGUGAUGGACCUUGAAUCUGGAGUAUGGGAAGUUAGUCCGGCAGCUAUGAAUGCUGUAGCUUCAAGACGUGUCACAGAACUUUCAAAACCCAAACCAAGUCCAGAUGGUUUCACAGAGCAAAAGUAAGUAUUGACUAUUAAGAUCAAGUUUAAACAUCGAACUUCUCAUGUGCCGUAGUGCAAACGAGCCCAAACAAUGCGUUUCGGCACAUAUUCAAUGUUAAUGCUUAGUUAAAAAUUCGUGUCAAUUUCUCUAAUAUUCUUUCUGCGUUGUCAGACGGGUGGAUGGCACUGGCAGAUCGUCUCCAAUAUGGGAGGUGAGCGAGGCGGCGAGGAAUGCCGAAGAGCGUCCGAGAACAAACGAGUUAGCAAGAUCCAAGAAGGCACACGGGCAAUAUGAACCCCCGAAACCUCUACCUACCCCAGUGAGUGCGAAUGCAAAACGAGCCCGAGCAUCGCCAAGAAUAGAUCAACUAUCUCGACCCAAAUCUAGGAAAGACGCAGAAAUGCGAGAUCCACAAUGGGCGGUAUCUAAAGCUGCUACGAAAGCUGUUCCCAGACAGAGGAUAUUAGAACUGGCUCAAGCCAAACAACCCGCAAGUGGGUAUAGGGAACCUUUACGACCCGAUAGGCCUGUUUCGAGGCCCGCGCUUAGAAGUGCUCCAACCGAAAGGAUCCAAAUGUUAGCACGACCUGUCACACGAGGAGCUACCAUAGGCUAG
Messenger RNA from Paramuricea clavata, 18619 nucleotides. The record is from the annotation of a GenBank genome assembly. Lineage: Eukaryota; Metazoa; Cnidaria; Anthozoa; Malacalcyonacea; Plexauridae.